AUGUCUUUUGUCAUGCACUCUAGGACUCAAUUUUCAAAAUGGACGGACCUUCCUCUCAAGUACCACUGGCUGUCAGGUACUCGCUCAGCCUACGUGCAAGGAUUGCACGACAGAUACGGUCCUAUUGUUCGUCUAGGCCCUUCUGAAGUCAGCGUCACUGAUGGCACGGCUGUGAAACAAAUUUACAACGUCAAAAGUGGCUUCGCAAAAUCUGCAUUCUAUCGCAGACUUGACCCGGGUCCUGAGAGCAUCUUCAACACGAGUGACAUAGAUUUCUCCCGCCGCCACCGUCGUCUCUUGACGUCACCCUUGUCAGAAUCUUCGCUGAAAGCCCUUGAGCCUCUAGUGGAUGACAAAAUCAAGUUGGCCAUCGAACGCAUUCACCAGGAGAUGAAGAUUAGAAGUGCUGCAGAUAUUGCCAAGUUCUGGCUCUUUAUGGCGACGGAUGUCAUCUCCGAACUGAGUUUCGGAGAAUCGUUCGGGAUGCUGGAGAAGGGAGAGAAGAACCAGUACAUUAGCGACCUGGAGAACUUGUCCAAGCUUGGCGGCGUCAGAGCACUUUUUCCAACCCUUGUGUCGUGGGCAAGUCUAAUACCCGCCCGUCCCUUCACAAACUCGACGGAGGCAGCUCUACGAAUGGGACAGUACGCUACCGACGCAAUCAAUCGGUACAAAAGCUAUGCCGCUAAGAACCCAACAAAUCAGCGUCCAAUGCUCCUCAGCAAAAUGUUCAAGGCUGGCGAGGAAGGCCUGUCGAGUAUCGAAAUCGAGUCUGAUGCACAGGCAUAUAUCAUUGCCGGCAGUGAUACCACCGCCAACACGCUGACUUACUUGGUUUGGGCUGUUAGUCAAGACAAGCGAAUCAAAGACAAGUUGUGCGCAGAGAUUGCCCAGCUUGACGAAGACUUCAGCGACACGGACCUCCACGACCUUCCGUACCUGAAUCAGGUAAUUCAGGAAGCUUUGCGUGUCUUUCCAGCAGUACCGGCAACGCUACCCCGCACUGUUCCGUCUGGCGGCACGACCCUCUGUGGAUACUGGAUUCCCAGCGGUAUUACGGUGGGUAUGCAGUCUUGGAGUCUCCAUCGUAACCCAGUUGCUUUCCCAGAUCCAAACCGGUUCAAUCCAUCCAGGUGGGAAUCACCGACGAAGGAUAUGAGAGAUUGUUUCAUGCCGUUCGGAGGCGGGUCUAGAGUUUGUAUUGGGUUGCACCUAGCUCGGCUUGAGCUUCGUCUGGGCACUGCCCGCUUUUUCCGUGCUUUCCCCGACGCAAUGAUAUCAAAUGUUGAGGGUAUGUCUCAUGAAGAUAUGACACCAGUUACCUACUUCUUCAUUGGUCCCAAGGGUCAUCGCUGUCUUAUGAAAGGUCGUGAAUGA
Messenger RNA from Colletotrichum gloeosporioides, 1377 nucleotides. Its product is annotated as Cytochrome P450 monooxygenase azaI. The transcript has 5 exons. The coding region runs from base 1 to 1377 and encodes 458 amino acids. Gene Ontology annotation, molecular function: iron ion binding; heme binding; oxidoreductase activity, acting on paired donors, with incorporation or reduction of molecular oxygen. The record is from RefSeq and is a predicted model, not a curated record. Lineage: Eukaryota; Fungi; Ascomycota; Sordariomycetes; Glomerellales; Glomerellaceae.